GUUUUUCCAACCGCCCUCAUGUGACGGGAUAUCUCCUCAUUGGAGGUUUUCCCUAAAUUCAGGAGCCCUUUAAAAGGGAGGGCAUUCUCUGUACUUCUUUUCAGCUGGGCAGCUCUGAGAACUCGGACUAGGUGGAGGGGACACUGGAUGCCCUCACUGUUUUGUUUCUUUUUACGCCCUCCUCUCCAUCAGUGGAAGAAAAGGAUAAACCCUGGGCCAUGAGGCUGCCCCUGCUCCUGGUUUUUGUCUCUGUCAUUCCGUGUGCUGUUCAACUGUUGGACACGAGGCAAUUUUUAAUCUACAAUGAAGAUCACAAGCGCUGUGUAGAAGUAAUAAGUCCCAGUGCAGUCCAAACCGCAGCUUGCAACCAGGAUGCUGAGUCCCAGAAAUUCCGAUGGGUGUCUGAAUCCCAUGUUAUGAGUGUUGCACUUAAAUUAUGCCUGGGAGUGCCAUCAAAAACCGACUGGGUUCCUGUCACUCUCUAUGCCUGUGACUCAAAAAGUGAAUUGCAGAAAUGGGAGUGCAAAAAUGACACGCUUUUCGGGAUCAAGGGAGAAGAUUUAUUUUUUAACUAUGGCAAUAGACAAGAAAAGAAUAUUAUGCUCUACAAGGGAUCUGGUUUAUGGAGCAGGUGGAAGAUCUAUGGAACCACAGAUGAUUUGUGCUCUAGAGGGUAUGAAGCCAUGUUCACGCUGCUGGGCAAUGCCAAUGGGGCUACCUGCGCCUUUCCAUUCAAGUUUCAAAACCAGUGGUAUGCAGAUUGCACGAGUGCUGGGCGGUCAGACGGAUGGCUAUGGUGUGGAACCACUACAGACUAUGACACAGAUAAACUAUAUGGAUAUUGUCCAUUGAAAUUUGAGGGCAGUGAAAGCUUAUGGAAUAAGGAUCCUCUGACUAGCAUCUCCUACCAGAUCAACUCCAAAUCCGCUCUCACAUGGCAACAGGCAAGGAGGAGCUGCCAACAACAGGAGGCUGAGCUUUUGAGCAUCACGGAGAUACAUGAACAAACCUACCUGACAGGAUUAACCAGUUCCUUGACUUCAGGACUCUGGAUUGGACUGAACAGUCUGAGCUUCAAUAGUGGUUGGCAGUGGACUGGCAGCAGUCCAUUCCGAUACUUGAACUGGUUACCAGGAAGUCCAUCAGCAGAACCUGGAAAAAGCUGUGUGUCACUCAAUCCUGGGAAAAAUGCGAAAUGGGAAAACCUGGAAUGUGUUCAGAAACUAGGCUAUAUUUGUAAAAAGGGCAACACCACUUUGAACCCUUUUGUUAUUCCCUCAGAAAGUGAAGUACCUACAAACUGUCCUAGUCAGUGGUGGCCCUAUGCAGGUCACUGUUACAAAAUUCACAGAGAGGAGAAGAAAAUCCAGAGAGAUGCCAAGGUUGCAUGUAGAAAGGAGGGUGGCGACUUAGCAAGUAUCCACACCAUCGAGGAAUUCGAUUUUAUCAUCUCGCAGCUAGGAUAUGAGCCAAACGAUGAGUUGUGGAUUGGCUUAAAUGACAUCAAGAUUCAAAUGUACUUUGAGUGGAGUGAUGGGACCCCUGUGACCUUUACCAAAUGGCUUCGUGGAGAACCAAGCCACGAAAACAACAGGCAGGAGGACUGUGUUACCAUGAAAGGAAAGGAUGGGUACUGGGCUGAUCGGACAUGUGAGCAGCCUCUUGGCUACAUUUGCAAGAUGAAAUCACAAACACAAGGUCCAGGAAUAGUCGAAGUAGAAACAGGCUGCAAGAAAGGCUGGAAAAGACAUGGCUUUUACUGCUAUUUGAUUGGACACACACUUUCAACAUUUUCAGAAGCAAACCAAACCUGUGAAAAUGAGAGUGCCUACUUAACAACUAUUGAAGACAGAUAUGAACAAGCAUUCCUGACUAGUUUGAUUGGAUUAAGGCCUGAAAAGUAUUUCUGGACAGGACUUUCAAAUAUACAAAACAAAGGAACCUUUCAAUGGACCAUCGAGGAAGAGGUUCAGUUCACCCACUGGAAUUCAGAUAUGCCAGGGCGAAAGCCAGGGUGUGUUGCCAUGAGAACUGGGAUUGCAGGGGGCUUAUGGGAUGUUCUGAAGUGUGAUGAAAAGGCAAAGUUCGUGUGCAAGCACUGGGCAGAAGGAGUCACUCGCCCGCCAGAGCCCACAACAACUCCCGAACCCAAGUGUCCGGAGGAUUGGGGUAUCAGCAGUAAAACCAGCUUGUGUUUCAAGCUGUUCACAAAAGGAAAACAUGAGAAGAAAACAUGGUUUGAAUCUCGGGAUUUCUGUAGAGCUAUGGGUGGAGACCUAGCUAGUAUCAAUAAUAAAGAUGAACAGGAAACAAUAUGGCGAUUAAUAAUGGCCAGUGGAAACUACCAUGAACUGUUUUGGUUGGGACUGACAUAUGGAAGUCCUUCAGAGGGCUUUACAUGGAGUGAUGGUUCUCCUGUUUCAUAUGAAAACUGGGCUUAUGGUGAACCUAAUAAUUAUCAAAAUGUUGAAUACUGUGGUGAGUUGAAAGGUGACUAUGGGAUGUCUUGGAAUGAUAUUAACUGUGAACACCUUAACAAUUGGAUUUGCCAGAUUAAAAAAGGACAAACACCCAAACCGGAGCCAACACCAGCUCCUCAAGACAAUCCACCAGUCACUGAAGAUGGGUGGGUUAUUUACAAAGACUACCAGUAUUAUUUUAGCAAAGAUAAGGAAACCAUGGACAAUGCACGAGCAUUUUGCAAGAAGAACUUUGGUGAUCUUGUUUCUAUUCAAAGUGAAAGUGAAAAGAAGUUUCUGUGGAAAUAUGUAAACAGGAAUGAUGCACAGUCAGCAUAUUUUAUUGGUUUAUUGGUCAGCUUGGAUAAAAAGUUUGCUUGGAUGGAUGGAAGCAAAGUAAAUUAUGUGUCUUGGGCCACAGGUGAACCCAACUUUGCAAACGAGGAUGAAAACUGUGUCACCAUGUAUUCAAAUUCAGGGUUUUGGAAUGACAUUAACUGUGGUUAUCCAAAUGCCUUCAUUUGCCAGCGGCAUAAUAGCAGCAUCAAUGCCACGGUCAUGCCUACCACGUUACCAGUUCCAUCAGGUUGCAAGGAAGGUUGGCAUUUUUACAAUAACAAGUGUUUCAAAAUCUUUGGAUUUGUUGAAGAAGAAAGAAAAAGUUGGCAAGAGUCACGAAAAGCUUGCAUCGAAUUUGGAGGAAAUCUGGCAUCCAUACAAAAUGAUAAAGAACAAGCGUUUCUUAUCUAUCAUAUGAGGGACUCCAAUUUUAACGCCUGGAUGGGACUGAAUGAUGUCAAUUCAGAACACGUAUUCCUUUGGACGGAUGGACGAGGAGUUCAUUACACGAACUGGGGGAAAGGUUAUCCUGGUGGAAGAAGAAGCAGCCUUUCUUAUGAAGAUGCUGAUUGUGUUGUUAUUAUUGGAGGCAAAUCAAAUGAAGCAGGAAAAUGGAUGGACGACAUCUGUGACAGCAAGCGAGGCUACAUAUGCCAGAUGCCUUCUGACCCUUCCUCGCCUAAUCCUCCAACAACAGUCCCAACAGAUGGCUUUAUUAAAUAUGGUAAAAGCAACUAUUCACUCAUAAAAUUAAAAUUACAAUGGCAUGAAGCAGAGAAAUAUUGCAAGCUUUACAAUUCCCUUAUUGCUAGCAUUCUGGAUAUCUAUAGUAAUGCAUUUGCAUGGAUGCAAAUGCAGCCACUUAAUGAACGUGUGUGGAUCGCCCUGAACAGUAACUUGACUAAUAAUGAAUACACUUGGACAGAUAAAUGGAGGGUGAGGUUCACUAACUGGGCUGCUGAUGAACCCAAACUGAAAUCAGCAUGUGUUUAUCUGGAUCUUGACGGCUUCUGGAAGACAGCACCUUGCAAUGAAAGUUUUUAUUUUCUCUGCAAAAGAUCACAUGAAAUCCCUGCCACUGAACCUCCGCAACUGCCCGGCAGAUGCCCAGAGUCAGAGCACACUGCGUGGAUUCCUUUCCACGGUCACUGUUACUAUAUUGAGUCCUCAUAUACAAGGAACUGGGGCCAAGCUUCUCUGGAAUGUCUUCGAAUGGGUUCCUCUCUGGUUUCCAUUGAAAGUACUGCUGAAUCCAGUUUUCUGUCAUAUCGUGUUGAGCCACUUAAAAGUAAAACCAAUUUUUGGAUAGGAUUGUUCAAAAAUGUUGAAGGAAAAUGGCUCUGGAUAAAUAACAAUCCAGUCUCCUUUGUCAACUGGAACACAGGGGAUCCCUCUGGUGAACGGAAUGAUUGUGUAGCUUUACAUGCAUCUUCUGGGUUUUGGAGUAACAUUCAUUGUUCUUCCUACAAAGGAUAUAUUUGUAAAAGACCAAAAAUUGUUGAUGCCGAGCCUACUCAUACGUUGGCUACAACACAAGAUAAUAAAGCUGAUUCAAGGAAGAUGGACCCUUCCAAACCACCUUCUAGCACAGCAGGAGUAGUCGUCAUUGUGGUCCUCGUGAUUUUAGCUGGGACUGGCCUUGCCGCCUAUUUCUUUUACAAGAAAAGACGUGUGCAGCUACCUCAAGAGGGCGCCUUUGAAAACACUCUCUAUUUUAACAGUCGAUCAAGUCCAGGAGCUAGUGACAUGAACGAUCUCAUGGGCAACAUUGAACAGAAUGAACACGCGGUCAUCUAGUAUCACAAUGUGAUUCUGAGAUAUUUGAAUUUUAUAAAAUUGUAACUAAAAGUUUAAAUUCUUUAUUUCAAUGUCAUUGUUUCCUUUAAAAUUAGUACUGUGUUGUACUGGUCUGUCCUUUCUCUUUGCCUAAUUGAAGAAAUAAUUGCUUGUUGUCUAGCCUGGCAAGAUAUUUUCACAAAAGAAGGAGAAUAAUGUUGAUUAUCACUUUUAAAAAUAUCAUAGGAUAUUUUAAUGCCAACAUUUAGGCAUGAUUGAUGGUAGCUAAUUUCAACAGCAUACAGAUUAUGUACUUUAGAAACAAGGAAGCCUCUUGAAAUGUUUUAAAGAGCUCCCAAGGAUAUGUAAUUCAACAAUUAGAAGACAUUUGAAAAAUCGAGUCCAUAAAAAUUUAGUCAGUUUUCUCUCUCACCAGAUUUUAUUUCCAUGCCAAUUUUUAGAAUUUUAUUUGUACAUGUUCAGAAGAAUAAGGCAGCCGAGAAUCUUGUUUUCUACAAGCAGGGUUAUACAGGUUGAAUAUUGCAAAUGUGUUUUUGUCCUGUUAUGUGUAUAUCAGGAACACAAGGAUGUGAAAAUAAAAUGUAAAUUUGCAUAACUGGAUGUACUUAGAUAAUGUGAAAUAAACAUUAAAGACAAGGUC
Messenger RNA from Carlito syrichta (Philippine tarsier), 5235 nucleotides. It is a transcript of the gene MRC1, whose product is annotated as mannose receptor C-type 1. NCBI's taxonomy places the organism in Eukaryota, Metazoa, Chordata, Mammalia, Primates, Tarsiidae. Bases 219 to 4595 code for a protein of 1458 amino acids. Gene Ontology annotation, molecular function: signaling receptor activity. The record is from RefSeq and is a predicted model, not a curated record. The transcript is spliced from 30 exons.